GGCUGCGCAUGCUGCAGCCUCCCAGCUGGCUCCGUCACAGGCCCCCCCAGGGGCCAGCCAGGGCUCCCCGCCACCUUGCGCCAACAUGCAGGGGUCUGCGGCCAGGGACCCCGAGAAGGAGAGGCGGUACGCCCGGCUCUUUCAGCAGCUCGACCUGAACAAAGAUGGCCAGGUGGAUAUCAACGAGCUGAGAGAGGGUCUGCGGGCCCUGGGGAUGAAGCCGUGCCAGGACGCCGAGCAAGAAAUCCUCCGGGCCGGGGACACCAAUCAAAACGGACUGCUGGACCUCGAGGAGUUCACAAGAUACCUCGAGGAGCGGGAGAGGCGGCUCCUCAUCAUGUUUGACAGCCUGGACCGCAACGGCGAUGGUCGCAUCGACGUGUCGGAGAUCCAGCAAUGUUUCCACGGACUCGGGGUUCCCAUCACGCUGGGCCAGGCCAAGAAGAUCCUGCAGAGCAUGGAUCGCGAUGGCACGCUCACCAUAGACUGGCUGGAAUGGAGAGAUCACUUUCUGCUGAAUCCGUUACAGAACAUGGAAGACGUCGUCACGUACUGGAAACAUUCUUCGAUGUUGGAUAUAGGCGAGUCCCUCGCCGUUCCAGACGAGUUUUCGCAGAAGGAGAUCCGCACCGGCAUGUGGUGGAAGCAGCUCCUGGCCGGAAGCAUAGCCGGCGCUGUAUCUAGAACGGGAACUGCCCCGCUGGACCGGCUUAAAAUUCUUAUGCAGGUGCACGGCUCUCAGUCUCGGGGUCGCAGUAUGUUGAAGGGGCUGAUGGAGAUGGUGGAGGAGGGUGGGCUGCGCUCUCUCUGGCGAGGCAACGGAAUAAACGUGCUGAAGAUAGCACCCGAGUCCGGCAUCAAAUUCAUGGCGUACGAACAGAUUAAGAAGCUGAUCCGGGGACAGCAGGAGACUCUGCGGGUCUCUGAGAGAUUUAUCGCCGGGUCCCUGGCCGGAGCCAUCGCCCAAACCGUUAUUUAUCCUAUGGAGGUUCUGAAGACGCGGCUGGCCCUGCGCCGGACCGGCCAGUAUUCCGGAAUGUCCGACUGUGCCCGACAUAUCCUGCGCACUGAGGGGGUCAAAGCCUUUUCAAAGGGCUACCUCCCCAACCUCCUGGGCAUCGUGCCGUACGCGGGCAUCGACCUGGCGGUGUACGAGACUCUGAAGAACACUUGGUUACAGCGAUACCGAUCCGGAACCAGUGCCGACCCCGGAGUGCUUGUGUUGCUGGCGUGCGGCACGGUGUCCAGCACGUGUGGCCAGAUCGCCAGUUACCCGCUGGCUUUGGUCAGGACGCGCAUGCAAGCACAGGCUUCCAUAGCCGGUUCUCCGCAACUGUCCAUGCUGGCCCUAUUCCGCCACAUAGUUGCCAGGGAAGGCUUCCUGGGCCUGUACCGAGGCAUCGCACCAAACUUCAUGAAGGUGAUCCCCGCCGUUAGCAUCAGCUACGUGGUGUAUGAAAACAUGAAACGCGUGCUCGGCGUGACCAGCCGGUGA
This is a messenger RNA of Spea bombifrons (plains spadefoot toad), 1495 nucleotides long. RefSeq names its product calcium-binding mitochondrial carrier protein SCaMC-3-like. Gene Ontology annotation, cellular component: mitochondrial inner membrane. The record is from RefSeq and is a predicted model, not a curated record. The coding region runs from base 86 to 1495 and encodes 469 amino acids. The transcript has 10 exons. Gene Ontology annotation, biological process: transmembrane transport. Gene Ontology annotation, molecular function: ATP transmembrane transporter activity; calcium ion binding. Lineage: Eukaryota; Metazoa; Chordata; Amphibia; Anura; Pelobatidae.